Molecule: messenger RNA, 1329 nt
Organism: Acanthocheilonema viteae
Lineage: Eukaryota; Metazoa; Nematoda; Chromadorea; Rhabditida; Onchocercidae
Source: the annotation of a GenBank genome assembly
AUGCGCAAAUUCUCAACAAUGCGUCCAAAUCAUGAUGAAGCAGCUGAUAUUAGCCGAAGUUCCACAGCUCUAUCACGAGCAUUCAUACCUCUGCGUUAUAUUCCAACUUCAGAUUUAGGUCAUUCAAUUCUAGCCAAUAGUGAUAAGGAUAUUUCAUUAAAAGCAGUGCGAGAAGGUGGAAUGCUAUCACCGAAAAUGGUAUUCGCUGCAAAAAUAUUAUCAUUAUCCAGUUCAGCAGUUAGUCUUGCUAUGAUACCAAUAAUAUCGCAACUUACAACUGGAAAACCGGAAGCUGGAACCAUUACCGCAGUUCUGGAUUCGUUCUUCAUUUUUUAUGCCUUUACACCGAUUUUAUUGCAUCAAAUCCUGGUGAAACGAUAUGUGGUUGAUUUAUAUUAUAAUCCAUAUACGGAGAUUUUCACAUCAGUACACUUCGGAUUUCUCUUGGGCAAAAAAGCGCUAAGGUUUCGAGCAGAAGAUGUGGUGGAUUCGAAUCAGUCGCCAGAUAUGUUCAAAAUAUGGUUUCCUCUGGCUACUGUUGUAUUUUCACGUGAGGAAUCAUCAAAUAUUGUUACCAGCUGUACCGGAACGAUCAUUUCCACUCAGUUAGUACUAACUUCAUCACAUUGCUUACUGAAUGCAACAACCGGUGGAAGGCUAUCCGAAUUCGUAGUUACUGUGCAAUCAUUGAAGCGAGUUAAAACAUUACCAGCUGAAGUGGUCGAAAUCGGACAAACCUGGGGAAUAUUGAAAAUUCCCGAAAUACCAGUAUCAACACUUUGCCCACCGGUACCAGCACCAAAACGAGUAGCUCAAUUAAAUGUUCGACCAUCAUUGCUACAAUCAUCGGUCAUAGAUAUUGACAUAUUGAAGUUGAAAAAGAAAAAAUGUUGGAUUGUUGGAUUUGCUACCACAGAUAACGCAACUGAAUUCAUCAAACAGGAUCAAAUUCACUUAAUUAACAUUCAAUCGAUCAAUCCUGUAAAGGAUAAGCCUAAUUAUUUUUGGUCAUCCAUUGUUGCUAAUGAGACUGCAUGUUGGGAUGACGCCGGUGCAGCUCUUUUUUGUUCGAUACGAAAUUGGGGACAUCUAUUAAUUGGUAUAUUUCAACAUUUGAUAACACCAAAGAAACCGAUCAAUCCACAGAAAGAAGAUGAAAAAAUGGAUAUGAAGGAUAGUUGCAGUCGUGCAAUUGAAAUGCGCUUUUCAAAAAUGACCAAUCAACAAAAAAUGUUUGAAGCAAUCCAAAAAUUUGAUUUUGCCGCAUUUGUUAGCAUAUAUCAGAAUUGUUUCCGGGAAAUUCCGCAUAAUUUAACACCUGGAAAAUAA